Messenger RNA from Telopea speciosissima, 847 nucleotides. RefSeq names its product WEB family protein At3g51220-like. The record is from RefSeq and is a predicted model, not a curated record. The coding region runs from base 6 to 713 and encodes 235 amino acids. Lineage: Eukaryota; Viridiplantae; Streptophyta; Magnoliopsida; Proteales; Proteaceae. The transcript has a single exon.
CAUCAAUGGAACCCAUAUCUCCUCAUCCUAUUGAGAAGACAAUCACUACCGAUCACUCCAGCACCGUCGACACUUCUCGCCCUUUCCGUUCUGUCAAAGAGGCAGUCGCGAUAUUCGGCGAGAGGUUUCUUGCCGGCGACCUCUGCUCUCAAAAGGCUUACACCACUCCCACAAAACCAGUCCUGCAGUUGCCACUGUCAUCAACUCCUUCAACCUUAUCAAAACCCAAACAAGUUAGACAUGAUGAACAUCCACUGGCAAAUGCAUUGAAGAAGCUAGAAGUGGAAUUGGAAGAGACCAAGAGAGAAUUGAAGCUACUGAAGGAGAAAGAAUCAGACACAGAGAUAGUAUUGGCUUCACUAAAUGCAGAGCUUCACAAGAACAUGUCUAAGAUGGCUCAGGCAGAAGCAGAUGCAGCUGGAAAGGCAGUUUCUACAAGAGCUUUAGUUGUUAGGGAGAACAGGGAAGAUGACAUCAUUGAGGAGGAAGAUGAGGAAAGGGAAAAACACCCAAUUGUGAGGAUGGAGAGAUCUCUGUGUCUAGCUAAAAUACUGAAUCUUGGGGAGAAAGAAGGUUAUAAUUACUAUGGAAUCACAAAGAAGCAAAAGAAGAAGAAGCCUAUAAUUCCUCUUGUGGGAGACAUACUAUUCUCAAGGAAGAAAGGAUCCUCCACCACCCUCCAUAACCCACUCUAUUCAUCCUCCAUUAUAUAGUGUGUGUGUGUGUGUGAGAGUAAGAGAGAGAGAGAGAGAGAGAGAAACAGAGAGUAAGAUCGGUGUCAUUAUACUGCAAUAACUCAGUUUGUGUUGAAUUUGUAAACAAGUUUAUCAAUCCAUGAUUGUCAAUU